CUCUUCUCAGCCUUGAAGCCCCCAGCUAACUGUUGCUGCUGCUGCCCGCCGUUCAUACAAAUGCCCCGCAACUAUCAUUUCAACUCAGCUUAAAGCAACGAGUAGAACAGUCAAAUGCACCCACUUUACUUACAUCCUCCCCCCCCCUAGCAACCCAUCUAGGCUCUAGCACCUAUCUCCAGGGCUAGCACUUAACACCUAGCACCUACUAUAGUACGCGGCCAAGCAUACCUACGCUAAGAAGAGCAUUGAAGAGAAUAAUCCAAUGUGACUUCUGACAUAUGAUGCUCUGCCAACUCAGAAUAUUCCAGGAUACGCUCCAUCGUAUUCCAGAAUUUCCAGUCUUUGGUUAGGUACCUUCCAAAGAAUGGCCCAAUGAAGUUGAGCAUACAUCCUAAGGUUAGGUAGACUAUCAUUCCUCAAUUUCCAAUACCUACAUCAAUACAUAGCUCUGUUCAGUCUUCUCUUCUCCCCUUCUUUCAACCAUUUCUCUUCAUCUUCUUGGUUGCUACGGUGUAAGCUGUGCAAGCUGUGCGGGCUCGAGGGCACCUGCAACUACUGCUCUGCCCUGAGCAAAUACAAAUGCAGAUGCGACAACGCGACAACGUGCAUCUCUUCACGUUUGAUUCUUUAUCUGUAUAACUACCCACCUCCCUAGACUUACCACCUGUCACUCGUCUCCCAUCCCGUAGUUUCAAGAUGCAAAUCAAGAAGAUACCUGAUGUCGAUGCCCUUAGAGGCGGCGAAAGACACUCUGGCGAACUCCAUCUCACUGAACAUCACAUCAUAUUUAUUUUCCCUAAUGUACUUCCCGAAGGGGCCCAGCCGCAACCGAACACUCCGAAGACCCGCGAAGUCUACAUCGCCUACCCUAUCAUUGCCAAUUGUAUCUUCCGAGCAAGUCCUAGUAUAUCAGGACGGCCUUCUUCUAUACGACUACGAUGCCGAGAUUUUAUGUUCAUAAACUUCAACAUCGUUGAUGAGAUUAAUGCGCGGGAUGCAUUCGAGUACAUCAGAAACCGCACAUGCCGACUUGGCUCCAUAGAGAAAUUAUAUGCCUUCAGCUACCAACCUCUAAAAAUUGAGAAACCGUUUGAUGGAUGGAAUCUAUACGAUCCGAGAGCUGAGUUCCGUCGGCAGGGUAUUAGCAAUAAGUCUGUUGAUAGAGGAUGGCGGGUCUCGUUGAUCAAUAAGGACUAUACCUUUUCCCCGACCUACCCAAGUCUCCUGGUCGUGCCCUCCAAGAUUUCCGACAAUGUCAUCAAAUAUGCCGGUUCGUACCGAUCUAGGCAACGCAUACCCGUCUUGACAUACCUCCACUCACUCAACAACUGCUCUAUUACACGAAGCUCUCAGCCGAUGGUAGGAUUCAGGGGCAACCGCAGCAUACAGGACGAAAAGUUGGUCAGCGCAUGCUUUUCUGCUUCUGCAACUGUUGAGUUUAAUAGUGUAGACGUUGCAGUCACGGAGACGGCAGAUCCUAGUCCAGCGUCAAGUCAAACAGACCUUGGAGGUGAUACCAUGGAGGUAGAGACAUCGGAUACCGAACGCCUUGAAGAUGAGCUCAUCGACGGAAGCGAUACAAACUAUGAUACAAAAACUGGGAAACGGUUGAUAUAUGGUGCGCAGCAGAGUAAUCUCAUUGUAGAUGCUCGGCCUACUAUCAACGCGGUGGUAAUGCAGGCUAUGGGAAAGGGGUCUGAGAACAUGGAGUACUACAAAUUUGCCAAGAAGGCCUAUUUGAACAUUGAAAAUAUUCACGUCAUGAGAGAUUCACUCAACACAGUCAUUGAUGCCAUCAAAGAUGGUGACAUUUCUCGUUUGCCGCCAAAUCGCGAACUGCUGGCAAAGAGUGGUUGGCUCAAACACAUUACCGGCAUUCUCGACGGAUCAGCACUGAUUGCCCGCCAAGUUGGCGUAAAGCAUUCGCAUGUGUUGAUUCACUGCUCGGAUGGUUGGGAUCGUACAAGCCAGUUGUCUGCCCUGUCACAGCUGAUGCUGGAUCCAUACUACCGCACGAUUGAAGGAUUUAUUGUGCUAAUCGAGAAGGACUGGCUGUCUUUUGGACAUAUGUUUCAGCAACGUUCUGGCCUACUCAAUCAUGAAAAGUGGUUUGUCGUUGAGCGAGAUACCCUGGCCGGCUCAACCUUGCAACCUGGCGAGUCGGACGGCCGUGCCGGUGAGGCCUUUGAAAGUGCGCUGGCUAGUGCAAAACGGUUCUUCAACAAGAACCGAAAUACAGACAGCAAUGCUGAGUCCGACGGUGAUGGUACCAGCCCACCGCCAGAUGAUCCAUCACAAGUAAAGAAGCCUGCCUCAAGCACCCCGGAAACUGUAGAAGUUACGCGGUUGAACGAGAUCUCUCCCGUCUUUCAUCAAUUUCUCGACGCCACCUACCAAAUUCUCCGACAACACCCCAACCGGUUCGAGUACAACGAGCGGUUCCUUCGACGCCUUCUCUAUCACCUGUACGCAGGACAAUAUGGAACUUUCUUAUGGAACAGUGAGAAGGCCCGGGCCGAUGCCCACGCAAGCGAAAAGACGAGAUCUGUAUGGGACUAUUUCUUAUCUCGCAAACCAGAGUUCACCAACAAAGAAUACGAUGCAACUGUCGAUGACCGUCAAAGUGGCCGUGAAAGGCUUCUCUUCCCCAAACUAUCUGAAGUUCGUUGGUGGCAUCAACUGUAUGGCAGGUCAGACGCGGAGAUGAACGAGUACCUCGACCUUGCCGCAGCAAGAGAUGAGAGACUCGGUGGGUUUGCCAUGGGCACUACAACGGCGUCUAUGCCGGGAAGCUUCUCGAGUCCACCAAACUCCAACGGCGGCCGGUCACCAAAGCCACCUUCCAGCCCACAGCCUCCAAGCCUGCCUAUCAGUAAGAGCGUGCUGACAGGUGUGGAGUCCGCAUAUGAGGCCCUCACACCCGAUCAGCGAUCAAAUGCUGGUAGCCGUCCAACUAGUCUCAAGCACAGUGUCAGCGCCGAUACCGCAGCCGCCUUCACGACUAACUUUGCUAAAAUCAAGGACGGCGUUGCUGGGCUAGAGAUCGGGAGAGGAAUAUUCGGGGGAUCACCUAACGCGAGUGGUGGGAGUGCCCCGACUGGGAAGAGUGAUACCCCUAAGAAGGAGCAAGAGAUGGCGGACAUGGCGAUAAAUGUUGACAAAGGCAACAUGGAAAUGACGUGACCCAACUCAACCGGGUCUUUACCUUUUUUCUUCACUUAGUAGGCUAAAGUGCACUGUAAGAAUUAUAAUUCGGUGCGUUGCGAAGAUGGACGCGGAGAGGCAAGAAAACUGAAAAAAUGGUGGCACACUGUAUCGAGGGCACACAUCUCGCCUAAACAUGUGACUGCAGUAUUUAUUCCCCUCCUCACAAAUACUGAUCUAGUGAGCGGAGCAGCGUGUAGGCAGAUAGAUGGCUGAGACACGCUGCUGUAAAAGGGGAUGGGGCAGUAUUGACUACCUACCUUCCGGGGGCUCCGGGAUAAGAUAAGAUGAAGGGGAAAGGGGGCAGCGAGAAGAGGAGAACAGCGUACAGCUCCUCAGGCACAUACAUGCAUACAUCGUCCUGAGACGAGUACGAGUAGAAGGGGAAAGGGGCAAGGGGCAAGGGGCAAGGGAAGCAGAGUAGAGGGGAUGGGAGAAAAGAAAAAAGAUCCAUAAAGGUUUAGGAAUCAUGAAAUAUGAAAUAUGAAAAGGAAAAAAGCUUAGGAAAAUGAAAACUCAUAUACCCCCAUUGUUGAUGUUGUCUGAAUUAGGUAGUUAGGUAUGCGUUCCCUGC
Messenger RNA from Hypoxylon fragiforme, 3781 nucleotides. Its product is annotated as phosphatases II. The transcript has 2 exons. Gene Ontology annotation, biological process: dephosphorylation. Gene Ontology annotation, molecular function: phosphatase activity. NCBI's taxonomy places the organism in Eukaryota, Fungi, Ascomycota, Sordariomycetes, Xylariales, Hypoxylaceae. The record is from RefSeq and is a predicted model, not a curated record. Bases 700 to 3186 code for a protein of 828 amino acids.